Abrus precatorius (Indian licorice) is the source of this 2004-nucleotide messenger RNA. RefSeq names its product zinc finger protein SHOOT GRAVITROPISM 5-like. The transcript has 3 exons. Bases 361 to 1650 code for a protein of 429 amino acids. Gene Ontology annotation, cellular component: nucleus. Gene Ontology annotation, molecular function: DNA-binding transcription factor activity. The record is from RefSeq and is a predicted model, not a curated record. NCBI's taxonomy places the organism in Eukaryota, Viridiplantae, Streptophyta, Magnoliopsida, Fabales, Fabaceae.
AAUCCCACACACACUGUUGAUGAGGGAGCUUUAUAAACAAGACUUGCCUUCAACCUUACCUGCUCGAGGUGAGGGGUCAAUGAAACAACAAAGUAAGAAAGAAAGCUCGUGGAAAAGAAGAAAAAGCUAAGAAAAAAAAGCGUUAAAGAAAGCUGAUUACAUAAAGCAACACCUUUUUUUCUCUCUCUCUCUCUCUCUCUCUCUCUUCUCUUGUGCCAUCAUCAUUUCUCACCUUCUUUCUACGACUAAAGCUGAAACCCCACUAUUACAAACCUCAUCUGUUGUACUGCUUGUGGCAACUAAUCGCGUAAACUUCUCCUAACAUAUAGUCCUCAAAGCACUCGCACAAAAAUUCCACCCAUGUUAGACAACAGUGCUUCUUCUGGUGCUCCUUCUUCUUCUGAUGCUGCCUUUGCAUUAUCUGAAAAUGGGGUUCCUAACAAAAGAAAAAGAAGACCCGCAGGCACACCCGAUCCAGAUGCUGAGGUUGUGUCCCUCUCACCCACCACCUUGCUGGAAUCUGACAGAUACGUGUGUGAGAUCUGCAACCAAGGGUUUCAGAGGGACCAGAAUCUUCAAAUGCACAGGCGAAGGCACAAGGUGCCGUGGAAAUUACUCAAGAGGGAAACACAAGGGCAAAAGAAGAAGGUUUUUGUGUGUCCAGAACCAAGCUGUUUGCACCAUGACCCGUGCCAUGCCCUUGGAGACCUCGUGGGAAUUAAGAAGCACUUUAGAAGGAAGCACAGUAAUCAUAAGCAGUGGGUGUGUGACAAGUGCUCCAAAGGCUAUGCAGUUCAGUCUGAUUACAAAGCCCACAUCAAAACCUGUGGCACCAGAGGCCAUUCCUGUGACUGUGGCCGUGUCUUUUCCAGGGUGGAGAGUUUCAUAGAACAUCAAGAUGCAUGCAAUGUUCGGCAGCACCGGCCAGAGUUGCAAGCACUGCAACCUGCGUGCUCUUCUAGAACAGCUUCAAGUGCAAGUCCAUCUAGUGAGGCAAAUUUUAGUAUAGCCCCAACAUUGCAAGGAAUGCCACUGCCGAAACCAGCUGAUCAACAAGCUUCGUUAUUAACUUCAGAGAUACCCAACAAACAUAGCAUCUCUCAUAACUUAGAACUUCAACUCUUAUCUUCUUCAAUAAGUUCUCAAGAAAAGAGAAAUUCAAAGGAAAACUAUGAGACCCAUUUGAAGCUUUCAAUAGGUUCAUGUAGUAAUGACAAAGGGAGUGAAUCGGAGAGAGCAUGUUCAGAAACACAUAGGAGCCCGCCUGGUGCAGAAAGGAAUGUGAAUGAUUAUUCCACAUUGGAAGUGGCAAGGUUGAAAGAGUUUGCAGGUGAGGAGCUCAAGUUGGCCAUGGCAGAAAAAGCUUAUGCAGAAGAGGCUAGAAGAGAAGCUAAAAGACAAAUCGAGAUGGCUGAACUUGAGUUUGAGAAUGCGAAAAGUAUAAGGAAACAAGCACAAGCUGAGCUUUCCAAGGCGGAAGAUUUGAGAAAGCAAGCCAUCAAGAAGAUAAGCUCCACUGUUAUGGAAAUAACGUGUCAAACUUGCAAACAACACUUUCAGUCUUCAACUGCUGGGGGGUUUCCAUCAGAAGAAACCUCCAUUGUGAUGAGUUACAUGUCCUCAGCCACCACAGAAGGUGAAGCAGAAUGACAUACACUGUAACCAUUAUGUUAGCUUUUCAGUCAAAGAAAGAAAAAACCUUUAUUCUGCAUAAGGGAAAGAUGAUAUUGCGGGACAGUUUAUAAGAAGUUAUAUUGUUCUUUCUUAUUUUUUUUAUUUUUUUUUUGUUUCUUUCAUGUUUUCUUUUCUCUUGACUCAGUGAAAUUUGUAUUAUUUUAAAGAAAGUUCAUAUUCUUUAUUAUAAUAUUGUUGUCGAGAUGCAGCGUUUAGGAUUUGAGUCUGACAGCUGUUGAAGGUUUGUUCAAUAUUCAGUUGUAAUUUGUUUUGUUCAUCUGACAUAUUCAUCUGUUCAUUUGUCAUAUGAAAAAUUAUUCACGAUCAUGG